Molecule: messenger RNA, 1275 nt
Organism: Ceratotherium simum simum (southern white rhinoceros)
Lineage: Eukaryota; Metazoa; Chordata; Mammalia; Perissodactyla; Rhinocerotidae
Gene: BORCS7
Product: BLOC-1 related complex subunit 7
Cellular component (GO): BORC complex
Source: RefSeq, a predicted model, not a curated record
UGCCGGUCUUUUGGCCCCAGCGACUCGCCAUCGCCUGUGCGGAGGCGUUCACUAGUUGGGGUGAUGGCUACUGGAACGCCGGAUUCGCAGGCGCGAUUCGGCCAGUCUGUGAAGGGGCUUCUCACAGAAAAGGUGAACACCUGUGGUACUGACGUGAUCGCGCUCACCAAGCAGGUGCUGAAGGGCUCCCGGAGCUCCGAGCUGCUGGGUCAGGCAGCUCGAAACAUGGUACUACAGGAAGAUGCCAUCUUGCACUCAGAAGAUAGUUUAAGGAAAAUGGCAAUAAUAACAACACAUCUUCAAUACCAGCAAGAAGCUAUUCAGAAGAAGUAAGUAGCCCCAAAGUGUUGAGCAGUCAUCAGAUCUACAGGACCAGUUGAAUCAUCUGUUGAAAUAGAACGGCUUAUAAGAGGGCUAAAGCACUGAUGCUGAGGAGGCAAUAUCUUACACAGCCAUUGUGCUGUGGGUUUGGUUUUCCAUCUUCUCCUCCAAAAGUUAAAUGAGAAACGAUUUGUGGUGAUGUCUAGUUUCUCCUGCAAAGAAGCUAGGUGCUUGAAUUCUGGAAGCACUUCUUGAAUUGGACUAACUCAUGCCCUUAUUGAGUUUUUAAGUUGCUCUGUUUAGUUUGAUAUUAAAGCAAAAUUAAAAGAUGUCUUAGAACUUUAAUAUGUCAAAAGCCAUAUUGUCUGAAUGUGAUCCUUAAGCAAAUACUGAGUAAUGUUUUAAAUUCACAAAUAGAGCUUCUUUUGUGAACACAUAAGAAUGAUUAAUUUGCUUUUUAGACUUUUUUUCUUUUAAUCAUACAUUCAGAAAAUAUUUUAAUUUCAUGGUCACAGAAUGGUGAUAGGUAAUACCUUUUGUUUUCUUUUCUUUUCUAGUAGUUCAGAAGAGAUACUUGUUUUAUUCAUUGUAGCAAAUUCCCAAGUGAAAAUUAGGCAAAUGGUAUCAUAUCCGGGCAGCUGCAACCUCCUGCCUUGACCUGCAUUCCUAGUGUUUCUUUGUUGUUGUGACUCUUGAUUAAGUGGCCUUGAGUUCAUUUUGUAAUUUUGCUAAUCAUCAGCAAAUUCACUUGUAUGACAUUGUUGCCAAAUGCAAAGGCAGCUGAAUUCCUGUAAUUGCAGUGUAGGGUUGUGCCAUAGUGGAAACCUUAUGUUUGUAGACAUUUACCUCUGUUCAUUGAAUGCAUCUUGUUAAAUGGCAUUACCAUUGUCUCCUGUGAAGUCUGAAUAUCUUUAACUUUGUUUGAAUUUAAAACUGUUCUAGUUCAGUUCUUAA